Molecule: messenger RNA, 1352 nt
Organism: Cucurbita moschata (crookneck pumpkin)
Lineage: Eukaryota; Viridiplantae; Streptophyta; Magnoliopsida; Cucurbitales; Cucurbitaceae
Product: protein argonaute 5-like
Exons: 6
Coding region: 101-1324 (407 amino acids)
Biological process (GO): regulatory ncRNA-mediated post-transcriptional gene silencing
Cellular component (GO): cytoplasm
Molecular function (GO): protein binding
Source: RefSeq, a predicted model, not a curated record
CUCUCUCUCUGUUGAUAUAUAUAUAUAUAUAUAACUGUGAAUCCUCCGAUCGGAAGUUACUCUCUUCCUUCCUUCCUCCAGAUUUCUUCGUCCAAGUAAAAUGUCUAGUGGGCGCGGUGGUCGUGGUCGUGGUGCCGGAGGUCGUGGAGGGCAGUCAUCUCCGGCAAUUUCUCGCGGUGGUGGUGGUAGAAGUGGCGGAGGUAGAGGUGGUCAAGGCGGUGGUGGAAGAGGUGGUCAAGGCGGUGGGGGAAGAGGUGGUCGAGGCGGCGGUGGGAGAGAUGGAGGUCGGGUGGAUCAUCCGGCUACACAGCAGUUUCCUUCUCCGACUCCUCAGCCUACUCCGGUUGCUUCCCGUCCUCCACUCGAGACAUCUGCGGGAGCAUCUUCUUCAUCUUCUACAACUGCUGCUCUUUCACAGCCGGAGGCUUCUUCUUCGAGGAUCGAGGCACAGUUGGAGAAGACAUUGGUACUGCAGAAUGUUCCGCCGUCUUCAUCUAAGGCUAUGACUGUGGCUAAGAGACCGGGAUAUGGAACCAUUGGGCGCAAAGUUGUUGUUCGGGCUAAUCAUUUUCUGGUACAAGUUGAAGAUAAAGAUCUCUACCAUUACGAUGUUUCUAUUACACCUGAGGUUACAUCCAAAAAGGUCUGCCGAGACAUAAUACACCAGCUUGCAAAAAUGUACAAAGAAUCUCAUUUAGGUGGAAGAUUUCUAGCAUAUGAUGGUGGGAAAAGUGUUUAUGUUGCUGGUGAACUUCCAUUUGUGUCCAAAGAGUUUCUUAUUAAAUUAGUCCGUAAUGAUGAUGCCGGGUCUUCUCAACCAAAAAGGAAAGAACGUGAAUUCAAAGUAACUAUCAAAUUUGCUUCCAAGCCAGACCUCAAUCAUCUACAACAGUUUUUACAUGGACGGCAGCGAGAUGCUCCUCAAGAAACUAUCCAAGUUCUUGAUGUAGUUCUGAGAACUACACCAUCUAUCCAUUGCACAGUUGUUGGAAGGUCAUUUUUCUCAACCGAGUUCGGAAAACCAGGUGAACUUGGUAAUGGUGUUGAGUAUUGGAGAGGAUAUUAUCAAAGUCUGCGACCUGUACAAAUGGGUCUAUCUUUAAAUAUAGAUGUGUCAGCCAGAUCAUUUUAUGAACCAAUAUAUGUGACAGAUUAUAUUGCUAAACAUUUCAAUUUGAGGAAUUUGCGAACAGCAACUGAUCAGGAUUUCCGGAAGAUAAAAAAAGUACUCAGAGGUGUGAAGGUGGCAUUAAUGUGUGGGGAGCAUGCCAGGACGUACAAAAUUACUGGGAUAUCAUCAGAGCCUGUAGACAGAUUAAUGUGAGUUAAUAUUUGUGUUUCUCCAUAUUCUU